AUGCUGCAGGAAGUGCUCGAGUUCCUCCGCUUGAGCCACACGGAGGAAUGCGACGGCGAGCUGCUCACCCCGUUCUGCGACCCGUAUGAGUUCUACAUGGCACUGAGUGUAGUCGUCGGGACGAUAUGCAUCGCGGGGAUGAUGGCCGGUCUUACGAUGGGCCUGCUCAGUCUUGACAAACUCAACCUCCAGAUCUUGCAGCUUGAAGGAUCUGACGUUGAGAAAGAACGUGCGAGUCGCGUGCUGCCGCUCAUUCAGCGGCAUCAUCGACUACUCGUGACGUUGCUUCUCUUCAACGCGGCCGCAAACGAGGCAUUGCCAGUCUUUCUUGCCCGCCUCGUCCCCGAGACCCAAGCCAUUGUAAUUUCUGUCACGUCGGUCCUGUUGUUUGGAGAAAUCCUUCCGUCGGCCGUGUUCACAGGAAAGAGCCAACUCGCGAUUGCAGCGGGAUUUGUUCCGUUUGUCGAGCUCCUGAUGGCGCUCGCGUUCCCCCUCGCGUACCCCAUCUCCAAGAUGCUCGACUGGUGUGUCGGCGAGGACCACGACGUGACUCGGUACAAGCGUAAGGAACUCAAAGCACUAGUUGCGCUGCAGAAGGAAGCACGUCCGUUGCCAUCGCGUGGCUCGAUGCUGUCAUUCUCCCCGUCCAAAAACGCAAUGAAGGCGCGGCGGUCGGCAGCAAUCUACAGCGCCGUCGCCGACCCAGGCAUGAACCACGACAGCGACCCCGACGAAGGGCACCAACCUCACGCCACCCACUUACACACGGACGAAGUCACAAUCAUCCACGGCGCGUUGGACCUUACGGCCAAAACCGUGCGCGACGUGAUGGUGCCGUGGUCCGAAGUGUUUAUGCUGGACGAAGACUGCCGACUGACCAAGGACUGCUUGGCGCACAUUCUCUCCUCCGGCCAUUCACGCAUUCCAGUGUACAGGCACCAUCGCGUCAAUGUCGUCGGACUGCUGUUGGUGAAGCGAUUGAUUGUACUCGAUCCGUCCGAUGCGCGACCCAUUCGAGAGCUCAUGCUGAAGAAGCCGAUCGUUGUGUCACCGGACUUUAGCUGCUACGCUGUCCUGAACGAGUUUCAAAAGGGACGGAGUCACAUGGCGCUGAUCACGCCCCAAGUGGGGUACGUGCAGCACUGCUGGGUUACCGGCGUGCAGCUCGACGGGUCGGACGUCGACUUUGUCGGCAUCGUCACGAUCGAAGACGUGGUUGAAGAGCUCAUUCAGGAGGAAAUCCAAGAUGAAACGGACCGAUACCGAGUCGAUGCCAAUGCCCGGCGGUUCGCGGCCCAGACUCGAGGACUCCGCAAGUGCGCGACCAGACUCAGCGCAUGGGCAUCGCGCGCCCGACGACGCGUGCAGUUACGUCGCGCCAAAAGUGUCAAGCGCAUGUCCAUCACACCCCGCGUCCCCAUGCUCAAGCGGCAUUCCGUCGACCACGUCGUUGCCGGCGGCGAAGUCCACAGUGUGAGUGUACCAAGCCCCACGUGGGCAAUCACGAUCCCAACCGAGGCAUCCCCGCUCUUGUCCAGGAAGCCGCCCAAGUAGUGUACUCUAGUAACGUUUCGCGACAAGGAUUCUCACAUGACAUGAACAG
This is a messenger RNA of Aphanomyces invadans, 1603 nucleotides long. RefSeq lists its product as hypothetical. The record is from RefSeq and is a predicted model, not a curated record. Gene Ontology annotation, biological process: magnesium ion homeostasis. NCBI's taxonomy places the organism in Eukaryota, Oomycota, Saprolegniomycetes, Saprolegniales, Verrucalvaceae. Gene Ontology annotation, cellular component: intracellular membrane-bounded organelle. Bases 1 to 1554 code for a protein of 517 amino acids. The transcript is spliced from 2 exons.